This is a messenger RNA of Clupea harengus (Atlantic herring), 854 nucleotides long. RefSeq names its product histone H1-like. Lineage: Eukaryota; Metazoa; Chordata; Actinopteri; Clupeiformes; Clupeidae. The record is from RefSeq and is a predicted model, not a curated record. Gene Ontology annotation, cellular component: nucleosome. Gene Ontology annotation, molecular function: structural constituent of chromatin; DNA binding. Gene Ontology annotation, biological process: nucleosome assembly.
UAAUAGCAGCCCACUGCCUCUGAAGCCCAUUCUAUCCUCCAGUCCUCACUCGCCGUUAGCUCGAUAAAGAAAAAAUCACAAUGGCAGAAGUCGCUCCAGCUCCUCCUCCAGCCAAAUCCCCGAAGAAGAAGGCUGUUAAGCCCAAGCCAACAGGACCAAGCGUCGGCGAGCUUAUCGUGAAAGCUAUUUCUGCAUCCAAGGAGAAGAAAGGAGUUUCUCUUGCAGCUCUGAAGAAGGCUCUGGUUGCCGGCGGAUACGACGUAGAAAAGAAAAAUGCUCGUGUCAAGUUGGCCAUCAAGAGUCUAGUUGCUAAGGGCACACUGGUCCAAACUAAAGGCACCGGUGCGACUGGCUCCUUCAAGCUGAACAAGACACAAGCCGAGGCACAGAAGAAGGCUGAGAAGAAAGCCGCCCCUAAAGCGAAGAAACCCGCAGCAAAGAAGCCUGCUGCAGCAAAGAAACCCAAGAAGGCAGCGGUGGCUAAGAAGCCAGUGGUGGCUAAGAAGUCUCCGAAGAAAGCCAAGAAGCCAGCCACCCUUAAAAAGGCCACAAAGAGUCCCAAGAAGGCUAUCAAGCCCGCAGCUCCCAAGAAGGCAGCCAAGAGCCCGAAGAAGGCCAAGGCUGCUAAGCCCAAAGCAGCAGCGAAGCCUGAGGCGGCUAAACCUAAGAGGGCUGCCCCUAAGCAGAGGUAAACUGCGAUUAGCUUCAAGUAUUCGUGACUUAAACAAAGGUUCUUUUAAGAGCCACCCAAUCAUUUCUCCAAAAGCUCGUACUCCAGAGAACACGGUAACAUCAACAUGUAAUGUUCGUUUAAACAAGGUUUCUAUGUGGCCUUAUAAAAAUGGUUUCCAGUG